AUGGGCCGAUCUAGUCUGUUCGCCGCCGGUGCGCUCUCCCUGUUCCUGGGUAGCGUGACCGGCCAGGACUCGUGCGUCCAGGUGGCGUCCCCGACAUGGGCGGCCACCUGCCCCUGCGACUCGGACGGCCAGUACUCCUUCACGAUGGAGGGGAAGACCACGGUGACGGCGAACACGGUCAAUGUGGCCGUCAUCAUCGAUUCCUCGGGGAGCGUCGACGACGACGAAUGGGACAUGUCGAUGGCGUUCGCGAAGGACGCUGUUUCGUCCUUCGCCGACCAGAACCUCUUCACCAACGGCGGGAGCGCCUCCAUAGCUCAGUUCUCCAGUUCUGCGUCGGAGGGCGGCACCUUUUACUCUCUCGAGGACUUCAACGCCUUCGUCGACGGAAACACCAAGUACUCGUCGGGGGGAACCGACAUCAUCGACGGCAUCGCCAAGGGCAGGGAGCUCCUCAAAGCCUCUCCCGCCACCACUUCGUUCAUGAUCGUCACUACGGACGGACAAUCCUCCAGUCCUAAGGCCGAAGCGGACGCCGCCCGAGAUGAGGGCACCAUCGUGUACGCCGUCGGGGUGGGUACAGGCCCGACCCAGGAGAUCCUUCUCGAUAUCGGAGGGGAAGAGGCCAACGUCUUCGACGUCGACGGCUUCGACGAGUUGGACGUCGCUCUCGCAGGCAUCCUCUCCGCGUCCGGAAGCAGCGUGCCCUGCGCCGCCACGGGCGCGACGGUGACUGUCGAGUUCAACGGCAUGGUGACGGGAGCCACCGUGGACGGCGGCAGCGCCACCUACAACGGCGGCGAGGUCGUCUUCACCGUCGGCGACCUCGAGGCUACCCCGACUGACUUCGAGGUCUCGCUGGACUGGUGCGGAGAGCCCGAGGGCGGCGAGAUCAUCGCCUCCGUGUCCUACGCCGACGACGAGGGAAACACGCCCGACCUGUCCUCCCUCGAGGGGUCGGCAGUCGUGCCCACCUGCGGUGACGAACCCCUACUCGACGGACAUGAACGACGGCUGCCCCGACGGAAUCCCGACGCCAUGCCUGGCAAACGGCGGACUUAG
This is a messenger RNA of Ectocarpus siliculosus, 1062 nucleotides long. The record is from the annotation of a GenBank genome assembly. NCBI's taxonomy places the organism in Eukaryota, Phaeophyceae, Ectocarpales, Ectocarpaceae.